AUGGGCGGCGCCGCUGAUUGCGGGGGCGGUAGCAAUGGCAGCUUCCAUCGGCGUACUGGUGGCGGGGGGUUGAGAAGGUUGGAGGCACACCGCAGCAGCACUUUCGCUGCAGAAACCAAGGCAAGCGGCGGCGGCGGCGGCGGCGGCAGGCUUGGCACUAGACUCAACAGACCUAGAAGUGGCGGGCGUGGGAGGCACGGGGGCAAGGGCGGCGGCGGCGGCGGGAGGGGUUCCAACGCUCCCAACGGGGGAAGGAAAGAGAGAGCCGUCAAGUCCACCCCAGAGGGAGCGAGCUGGAGAGACUCGGAUCUCGACGGCAAGAGCCGAUCGUUCCUGUUCGUCAAGGAGAUCAAGGCAAUCCCCAAGUGGAACGGCGAGAGGGUGAUGAACGUGCUGAAGGAGGCGCAGCGGCUCAGCGAGGCUGCCGCCGCCGCCGCUCCCGGCGACGGCGGGGGUGCCGCUGACGCGAGGAGAGGCCUGGAGAUGACCUCGUUCAUGUACAACGCGUGCAUCAGCCACAUGUCCUCGUGCGGCCGGUGGCAGCAGGCGCUCGAGAUUCUGGAGUUAAUGAGGGCGGCGGAUUUCCCCCCGGACGAGUUUUGCGUGACCGCCGCGAUAACGGCGUGCGGGAGGGCGGGGCAGUGGCAGAAGUCCCUCGAUCUGCUUGACGGCUUGCGCGCGGACGGCGGGAGGACCACGCUGCGGCUGAUGAACGCGGUUGUCGACGCGUGCCGCAAGGGCAGGCAGUGGGAGAAGGCCCUCGAGAAGCUGUCGGAGAUGAAGGGGUUCGGGGUUGUCCCCGACGACUUCACGUACACCGCCGCCAUCGCUGCUUGCCGACAGGGGCGCCAAUGGGACAAGGCCCUGGAGCUGUUCCGCGAGAUGCCCGAGGCGGGCGUGAUAGUCACCUCCAUCCACUACAACGUGGCCAUCGCGAUCUGCGGGGAGGCGAAGCAGCCGGAGAGGGCGUUCGAGAUGUUCCGAGAGAUGCAGGGGGCUGGCGACGGCACCAGGUAUGAAAUCGACAGAGUCAGCUAUAACACCGCCAUCAUUGCCUGCGGGGAGGGCGGCAGCUGGGACCUCGCCUUCAAGCUCUUCCGGGACAUGACUCACCCUCCCCCCCCUCCCACUGCGGCGGAGGCGGGGGGAGACGCGGCGGCGGCGGCGGCGGCGGCGAGGAGGAUGGGGGGGGGGCGCGUAACGGCCGACAUGAUCGCGUACAACACCAUCAUUGACGUGUGCAAGAAGUGCGGGCCAUGGGAGGAGGCGGUGAAGCUCUUGCGAGAGAUGUCCACCCCCGGGAAUGGCGGCGGCGGCAGCGGCAGCGGAGGCGUUAUCAUCCCGAACGUGGUGACGUACACGUCGGCUAUCGUGGCGUGCGGCAGGAGCGGGCACUGGGACGAGGCGCUCGAGCUUUUUAGGGAGAUGAAGACGGUCGGCAUUCAGCCGGACGCGAUCAGCUACAACACGGCCAUCUCCGUGUCGGGGGAGGCCGGGCGGUGGCGGGACGGGCUGGCCCUGCUGGAGGAGAUGCCCGGCGAGGGCAUCAAGCCCGACCACACGACCUACAGCACCGCGAUCCUGCUCUGCGGUCGGUGCGGGCAGCUCGAGGCGGGCCUGGACGUCCUCCGAACUACCAUGCCGUCCCACGGCGCGACCCCGAACGUGCUCAACUACAGCGCGGCGAGCGUCAUCUGCGCGGUGAGCAAGGAGUGGGGAAAGGUCCGCGGCGUGGUGGAGGAGAUGGCCGUGGAGAGGGGGCUGUCGCCUAACGCGGCCUGCCUCACGGACCUGGUGGUGGUGGGCGUCAAGACCGGGCAGUGGGAGGACCUCCUUGAGACGCUGGAGAAGCUCGAGGAGGGCGGCAUCCUGCCCAAGGACCCCGAGAUCGGCCAGGCUGCGGUCACCGCCGCGAGGACGUGCGGGAAGGAUCAAGCGGAGCAACUCAGGCUGGCGGAGAUCUUCACCCGCACGAGACACCAGAACUGA
Messenger RNA from Ectocarpus siliculosus, 1989 nucleotides. NCBI's taxonomy places the organism in Eukaryota, Phaeophyceae, Ectocarpales, Ectocarpaceae. The record is from the annotation of a GenBank genome assembly.